CCCUUGGUCGUCCUUUUUUCUGGAAGGGGAAAAAAGAGUAAAUGCUCAUAAAGAAGGCACUCUAUUGCUUCAGAAACGAAGAGAAGAUAGUGCACGGCAGUCAUGUUUUCAAUUUCAUCUUCAACAAAGCCAAUGGAAGUUGUGAGUUAUGCCCAUUCUUUGAGUUCUUUUGGACACCCACGUUCUCUCUUCAAAUUCAGACCAAGCUUCAGUUCGACUACUUUCAUCUCUUUAAAGAAACAGCCCAUGAAAUCUUUGCAAGUGAGAGCAGUAGCUGCUCCUGCAGAAGCCACUGCUGGAUUUGAUGAAAUGGUUUCUGGGACCCAGCGUAAGUAUUACAUGCUAGGCGGUAAAGGAGGAGUUGGGAAGACAAGUUGUGCUGCUUCACUUGCUGUAAAAUUUGCAAAUAGUGGUCAUCCCACUUUAGUAGUUUCAACUGAUCCAGCACAUUCCUUGAGUGAUUCUUUUGCUCAGGAUUUGACUGGCGGCACUCUAGUUCCAGUUGAAGGACCCUAUUCUCCAUUAUUCGCCCUUGAGUUAAAUCCUGAAAAGGCAAAGGAAGAGUUUCGAAGUGCAACCCAGACAAGUGAAGGAUCUGGUAUCAAAGACUUUAUGGAUGGCAUGGGCCUCGGGGUGUUUGCUGAACAGCUUGGGGAGUUAAAGCUUGGAGAACUGCUGGAUACGCCCCCUCCUGGUCUAGACGAAGCCAUUGCAAUUUCAAAGGUUAUCCAAUUCCUUGAAUCACAGGAAUACAAUAUGUUUACUCGUAUAGUGUUUGACACAGCCCCGACGGGACAUACUCUGCGGCUCUUGUCCUUGCCAGAUUUCUUAGAUAAAUCAAUUGGAAAGAUAUUGAAGUUGAGACAGAAGAUAGCUUCAGCCACUUCAGCAAUAAAGUCUGUCUUUGGACAGGAAGGAACGCCCAAGCCAGAUGCUGCAGAAAAGUUAGAGCGGUUAAGGGAGAGGAUGAUAAAAGUAAGAGAGCUUUUUCGUGACACAACCUCAACGGAAUUUGUCAUAGUAACAAUCCCCACGGUUAUGGCAAUUAGUGAAUCGUCAAGGUUGUGUGCUUCCUUAAAGAAGGAAGAUGUUCCUGUAAAGAGGCUUAUUGUUAACCAGAUUCUUCCGCCAUCAGCCUCAGAUUGCAAGUUCUGCGCAAUGAAAAGAAAGGAUCAAAGUCGUGCUAUGGAUAUGAUCCCGAAUGACCAAGAGCUCUCUAGCCUGAUGUUGGUCCAGGCACCCCUUGUUGAUGUUGAGAUCAGAGGUGUUCCAGCUCUUCAGUUUUUAGGGGAUAUUGUGUGGAAAUGAAGCAAAAGAACUUCACACUGCAUCAACUGAUCAGAUGUUGCAGGUGGCAUUUGUCAGCGGACUGCAUUCAUGGACAGUGUUGUCUAUUAAUGCUCUUGCUCUAACAUGUGAACACAAAUACAUGCAAUACAGAUGCUUGUUGCUGCUGAGGUACAAGUAAAUACUAUCUCGUCUACAUUGGUAUCAAGAAAAAUACACAAUAGAAGUUGCGUUGUUCGAAUGGACGAGCCAACAAAACGAGAAUGAAAAGAACAAUUAUUUCAUUUUAGUGAGUUGAUAUUUGAAAUAAAAAAGUGUGGCAAAGCACUACAGUGACAAGUAAACUGGAUGUUAGUUACCUGUUAGUAAUAUUUUUCUUUUUUUUGAAACAUAGCGAACUUUGCCUUGCUGUAUAAAUGAGCUUUACCAUGCUUUUUAUUUUGUUGAUUCCAAAACUGCAAAGAAAUUGUCUUUGUGCGCGUA
Molecule: messenger RNA, 1770 nt
Organism: Nicotiana attenuata
Lineage: Eukaryota; Viridiplantae; Streptophyta; Magnoliopsida; Solanales; Solanaceae
Product: ATPase ASNA1 homolog
Exons: 12
Coding region: 103-1308 (401 amino acids)
Biological process (GO): post-translational protein targeting to endoplasmic reticulum membrane
Cellular component (GO): GET complex
Molecular function (GO): ATP hydrolysis activity; ATP binding
Source: RefSeq, a predicted model, not a curated record